This is a messenger RNA of Sinocyclocheilus grahami, 499 nucleotides long. Its product is annotated as zinc finger SWIM domain-containing protein 7. The record is from RefSeq and is a predicted model, not a curated record. Gene Ontology annotation, cellular component: Shu complex. Gene Ontology annotation, biological process: double-strand break repair via homologous recombination. NCBI's taxonomy places the organism in Eukaryota, Metazoa, Chordata, Actinopteri, Cypriniformes, Cyprinidae. The transcript has a single exon. The coding region runs from base 36 to 458 and encodes 140 amino acids. Gene Ontology annotation, molecular function: zinc ion binding.
UGGUGCAGGAAACAUGAACACGUUUCUGGUGCGUUAUGGGCUCAUCUCUGCUUUCUGUUGCUGAGCAGCUUUUGAAAGCCCUUCAGAGAACUUACUCGGAGACAAACCAGAUACCAGAUGACCUACUAAUAGCAUUACGGUUUGUGUUUGGCCAAUGUGCUCUUCAGGCGUUGGGCCUGGUGGACCAGCGCUCUGUCACAUGUUUGUCAUCACCUAGCGGUCGAAAGGCAUUUCAGGUGUUAGGUGGAUCAGGGCAUCUGUACACGUGCUUCACGUCCUGUCACUACUGCCCAUGCCCUGCCUUCUCCUUCUCUGUGCUCCGGAGAAUCGAGAGUCUGAUGUGUAAGCACCUCCUGGCUGCCUAUCUGAGUCAGGCCAUGGGUUUGUGCCAGCAGGAGCAGGUCUCAGAUCAGAAGAUGACCCAUAUUCUCUCAGGGAAAACUGGGGCCAGCACAUAAAUAACUGAUCCUGGAGUAGAGUGAGACUCUGAUAAGAAUAU